Molecule: messenger RNA, 2950 nt
Organism: Neocloeon triangulifer
Lineage: Eukaryota; Metazoa; Arthropoda; Insecta; Ephemeroptera; Baetidae
Product: galactoside alpha-(1,2)-fucosyltransferase 1-like
Exons: 7
Coding region: 426-1085 (219 amino acids)
Biological process (GO): carbohydrate metabolic process
Cellular component (GO): membrane
Molecular function (GO): galactoside 2-alpha-L-fucosyltransferase activity
Source: RefSeq, a predicted model, not a curated record
GUCAUAUCGCCAGAUGGGGCUCAAGAGCUCUCCAGCGUGGUCAAAUCGGAGUUGGCGAAACGGGUCAAAUUUCCGAUGAAGCCGAUGAUCCGAACAGCUUAGACUUUUAUCAACCUGUUGUUGUUGAUAUUACUACAGAAGAAAGCAUUAGAAUUGUCACUAUUGAAGCUCCUGACGAGCAGAGGAACAAAACUGUGCGAGGUUUUGAGACUUUUGAGUGUCCAGAUGGCCCGAUUGUGUCGGUUGAGAACGGUGGCCGCUUGGGAAACAAAAUUUGGGAGUACGCGUCCGCCUGGACGGUGGCCAAGUUGCUCAACCGCACCGCUUUUGUGCCGAAGGCGAUUUUGGACGAACUGACGCUCCACUUCGACCGACUGACUUUCACCACUCCGCUGGAGGAAGUGGCCGAAAAGUGUCACAUUGCGAUGGAGCCCCCUGUGCAAAGGUCACAACUUUUUCCCUUGGAAACGCUCGACCUGAGAUUCAAAGGGAGGAACAUUUUGAUUCCGGUUUACUCCAUUUUGCUCGAAUUGAUUGUGCACCAAAGAGACGCUUUCCGGAGAGAAUUCCGGUUCAACGAUAAGAUCAUGCGGAAUGUUGAUAAAACUAUUCAAAGUCUUGGAGGCGCAGGGAAAACUUUGAUUGGAGUUCACGUGAGAAGGACGGAUUUCAAGAAUUAUUUACCAAAAGCUUUCAAAACUCAUCUCGUAGCCGCCAGUUAUUUUAAGAAAGCGAUGCAGUGGUACCGAAAUGAGAUUUCUGGUCCGUUGCUCUUCCUGAUUGUGACCGACGACGUGGAUUGGUGCAGACAACACCUUCUGGGCAGAGGCGAUGUGAAAAUCGCCACCAAAAAGCCGGCGCACGACCUUGCGCUGAUGGGCGUCUGCAACCACACCAUCAUCGACUACGGCACGUUCGGAUACUCGGGAGCGUUUUUCUCCAAAGGACACUCAAUAUCCCUCGACGUGGACAAACUUUUCGCUGAAACAAUGGCCAAGGAGGCCGCGUGGACAAUUUUUAGUAUUCAAAACUUGAAAGAGGUCAAGUUUGAGUCCGCUAAAAAGCUGAAAAAACCUGUCAGUUAAGUGUUUUAUUAAGACAGUGAUUAUUUAUUUUAUUUAAAAUAAUAAAAGUGUGUAUUUAUAAUUCUUAAAAUUAAAAUUGCCAUGGCCCGUUAGUUGUUAAUAAUCUUUUCAUGUGACCAAAUUGUACACUUAUUUAUAAAAAAUUACAACGAAAAAUAAUUCAUCCUCAAUUAACAUAAAAACUAUUAUUGAAAAAGUCCAGUUUAUUACAAAUUUCAUGAUUUUCUUAUACAUCUUGAACAGUUUCCAGUAUAUUAUAAUUAAAUUAGAAUGAUCCAACGGACUUAUGACUCUAAUAAUAAUAAUAGAAAUUUGCUGACGUUUUCAUUCCUUUUAUUUUCUGUUUGCUGGCAAAACAAGGUCACUUAAAAUGCUCUGCCGACAAAAGAAGGCAGAGAAAAACUGUAAACCUUUCUUUAUUGAAGGAAGAUAAAGUUAGACGGGCCUACACAUGGUUUUUUCUAGAUUAAGAUCUUGUGAUAAUGGCGAGCCGAGUUUCCAUUUUUUUAUGCUCAUUGGUUGCAGCAUAUUUUGUUCUACUUCUGUUUUAUCUCCAAUGUUCAAACUCACAGAAUGAGCAAAAUUUCGAGUGCCCUAAUAGACCGAUCGUGACCGUUUUGGACGGAGGUCGUUUGGGCAACAAAAUCUGGGAAUACGCGUCCGCCUGGAGCUUGGCCCGGACGCUCAACCGCACAGCCUACGUCCCAAUGGAUCUUCUGAACAAUUUGCACGAAGUGUUCGAAAAUCUGAGUUUCACAACUCCGUUUGAGGAUUUUGUCGAGAGGUGCAACUUUCAAAUGGGAAAUUCUCCUAUUCGCAAAAGUGAACUUCCUCACACGGAAAGCAUCGAGCUGAUAUUUGAAGGGCGCGACAUCGUUUUGGCAAAAUACAUCGCCCUGUACGAAUUACUCGCUCCGCACAGAGACGAAUUCCGAAAUGAGUUCCGCUUUAAGCCGGAAAUAAUGGCUUCUGUUCGAAAAACCAUCAAAAAUUUGGGUGGACAAGGCAAAACCCUGAUCGGAAUACACGUGAGGAGAACCGAUUAUGCCGAGUACCUUACGAUGAAAAAAAAUUCCAGUCUCGUCGAUCCAGAUUAUUUCAAGAAUGCGAUGCGGUGGUACCAAAACAAGCUCAGCGGUCCGCUGCUUUUUUUGAUCGUGAGCGACGAUCCACUGUGGUGCAAGGAAAACCUCUUGGGAGAGAAGGACGUGAAAAUCGCCUCAAAAUCUCCAAGCCACGACCUUGCUUUGAUGAGCGUCUGCAAUCACACCAUCAUCGACUACGGGACCUUUGGGAUUUCAGGCGCUUUUCUUUCCAAAGGUCACUCCAUAACUCUCGGUGUUUCCAAAUCUUUCGCCGAAAUCGCGACCAGAGAGUUGGGUUGGACUGUUUUUAGUACUGAGACAUUGAAUGAAGUUGAAGUGAGCCUGUAGAAAAAUUUAAUGAUAUAAAAAUAUUUAAAAGUGAAGUCAAAAGAAAUAUUUUAACAAUUAAAUUAAUUAAUUUUCCUAGGCACUUGAAAAUACAGCAAAGAAGAAUAAAUCUAUAGGAUUUUUGUUUUAAAUAAUUUCUUUCCGUUUUGGCUUUAUUGCCUUUAUUUGAGAUGUGCAAAUAAAAUCUCCUAUCUAUUUGCAAAAUAUUUUUUCAAUGCAGCUCAAUAAAGUUAAAUUGCUAUGGAUUGGCAUCGGAUCAACAUGCACGGGCCGUUGCUCAUGCUGGUGGUCAGCAAUGACGUCAAAUGGUGCGAGAAAAACCUCCUGGGAAAAUCGCAUCAAAAUCUCUGGCUCUGCUGAAUGUUGCAAUCACACCAUCAUCGGCCGCGGCUCUUUCUGCUUCAAUUCAUACGCGAAUUUUAUAUUAAGUUC